AUGCGCCAAACCCGCCGACUCGCCUCAUUACUCAUAUGCCUUCUCGUCGGAGCACCGGCGGCUAUCCACGGCCUCUCUGACGUGCCGGCGAGCGCCGAGAUCCAGGAAGACACGGCCGGGCAGGUCACCAUCAACGACGACCCGACCAGCAACACCACCGACGCGCAGCUUCCAAUCAGCGCGACCAUCUUUUCCGGCGUGCCGGGCCCCAGAGAAUGCCGCGGUAGCGUCAUGGCGACGCUGGACGUGGCCCCGCCGCCCGCGGGAGGCGGCCGCACAGCCGCGGCGUGCUACAACCUGCCGUCGCCGGCGGGCUGCGGCAACUUUGUCGCCAACAAGGCCGACGGCUGCGAGGCCCGCCUCUUCGCCGAGCCGAACUGCGCAAUGUACACCAACACGGCCGUCUUCAUCCCCGAGUCCCGCGCCGUCGGCGGCCUCUGGCGCAGCAUCUCUGUCCAGUGCGGCAUCCCCCCGCCAGACCCCGACUCGCUCGGCAAGCCGCCGCUGGCAGAUCUCAUGACAAACGUCAAGAAGGGGCCCAAGUCUGCAAGGGCGCGCCGGAGUGCUGCUGCUGCUGCUGCCGCUGCUGCUGCUCUCCCUUGA
Lasiosphaeria miniovina is the source of this 603-nucleotide messenger RNA. RefSeq lists its product as uncharacterized. The coding region runs from base 1 to 603 and encodes 200 amino acids. Lineage: Eukaryota; Fungi; Ascomycota; Sordariomycetes; Sordariales; Lasiosphaeriaceae. The record is from RefSeq and is a predicted model, not a curated record. The transcript has a single exon.